ACUGGGGGAACGAAAGCCCCCAACUUCUCCGCAGCUCAGGCAGCAGGGUUCAUCGUCGCCGCCUCCAGCAAGCUUCCACUCGCCGGGGCUGGGCCAUGGCGGCUCCGUUCAUGUACUGCCGCCCCGCCGACGGCAAAGAGCCCCGCGAGAAGGCUCUCAUGAGGGCGGCCCGCGACGGCAACCUCGGCGUCCUCAAAGGUAUUGUAAAGAGUUUCACCAAAGGAAAAGGCGACCCAUCGGUGAUUUUUUCUUUCAACCUGAAGGGGCUUGGUGUGCUGCAUUACGCGGCAUGCGCAGGCCAUCUGGAAAUUUGCAAGUAUUUAGUUGAGCUUGGAGGAGAUGUGAAUGCUACUGCGGAUGCAGCGGGAUUUCUAGGUUUGACUCCAUUUAUGGCGGCUGCUCAGUCUAGUGAUGUUCCUACCGUCAGGUAUCUUCUUGAUCAUGGGGGUGAUCUAAUGAAAGCAGAUGACAAAGGAUUUACUGUUCUCCACCAUGCCGCUUCUUCAGGAUGCUGCAAGGUAACAGAGUUCCUCCUUUCAAAAGGAGUGCCAGUCGACCUAGACUGUGGUCAUGGAACGCCACUCUAUCUGGCUGCUACAAAUGAGAAGGAAAAGACACUGAAGAUUUUGUUGGACCACCACGCAAAUCCUAACGUCACGCUCAGUGGUGUUGCAAGUCCCCUGAUGAGUGCUCUUAUUUACCGUUCAUUGAAGUGCAUGAAGCUACUCAUUAAGGCUGGUGCUGAUGUUAAUGUCAGGGGUUCCUUUAUGACUCCUUUAUUGUUUGCUACAUCGCGAGGAGGCUACACCAACUUCAUUCAGUUUCUAUUGAAGGCUGGAGCAGAUCCUAAUAUUCCUGAUGAUUUGGGCAGGUUGCCAAUAGAGCUUGCUGCAAAACGUGAUUGCAAGGAAGAGGUUGAAAUGUUGUUUCCUUUGACUUCCGCAAUACCAAAUGUCCCAAACUGGAGCAUUGAGGGAGUGAUUUCUCAUGCUAAAUUUGAAGAGAAAAAGCCAAUGGAGCAAGGACACCUUGAAAGAAGAAAAUGCUUGUUCAAGUCACAGGCUGAUAUGGCAUUCAAGCGGAAGGAUUAUAAGCUGGCAUCAAAGUGCUAUGAUUUGGCAAUAGGACAUGGAGAGAGUGCAGCACUGUAUGCAAACAGGAGUCUUUGUAAGCUGCUCAUGGGCGAUGGUGACGGUGCUUUCGCAGACGCUCUCAAGUGCAGAAUGCUGCGACCUAAUUGGGCAAAAGGUUGCUACCGUCAAGCUGCAGCUCACAUGCUACUAAAGGAAUAUAAACAAGCAUGUGAUGCUCUCAAAGAUGCACAAAAGAUGGAUCCUGGGAAUGCCGAGAUUGAAAGUGAAUUGCGGAAGGCUAGGGAACUCAUGGAGAGUUCUCCUCGCGAUGGUGAGCAGUGAGGCGCGGCCGUGCUCAUUGGACUGCAGACUGCAACCUAUGCCGGUUUUCACUAAAGUAGAGCUAGCAGGAUGUCUAACCCCCUUUAUGUUGUGUUAGGAACAAAAACUCUGAAUCUCUUCUGUAGACGACGUCGAAUGAGAUUUCCUUUUGUACCAUGUGGAUCAUCCCGGCCGUAUGCAGUUCCUUCUUGUCUAGAUGAGUCUGUUUUCCCACUCUAAUUGUUCGGAUUCCUUCUUCUAGACUUGUGAAUUUUCGUGAUC
Molecule: messenger RNA, 1676 nt
Organism: Lolium perenne
Lineage: Eukaryota; Viridiplantae; Streptophyta; Magnoliopsida; Poales; Poaceae
Molecular function (GO): protein binding
Source: RefSeq, a predicted model, not a curated record